This is a messenger RNA of Galeopterus variegatus (Sunda flying lemur), 592 nucleotides long. RefSeq names its product SRA stem-loop interacting RNA binding protein (gene SLIRP). The transcript has 3 exons. NCBI's taxonomy places the organism in Eukaryota, Metazoa, Chordata, Mammalia, Dermoptera, Cynocephalidae. Gene Ontology annotation, molecular function: RNA binding. The record is from RefSeq and is a predicted model, not a curated record. The coding region runs from base 157 to 516 and encodes 119 amino acids.
GUUUUUUCAAGCUGCAGAGCUCUAUCUUAACGUCUACGAAGACAUUAUGCAGCGUUUUACAUAAACCAAAGUGGAAAUGUAAGUGGACAGUUAAAGGAAGGAAUUAAUGCCACUUCCCAGGCUUUUCUGACCGGGCCUGCCAUCGGGAAUGGCCGCAUGACGAAACCAGGAGCACAGUGCUUUAUCGCCAAAGUACGACGGCUGGUGGACAGUUCGACUCCGCGCCCAAGGAGGACGGGGUCGCUCAAUAACAAUCGAUCUGGAGGCGAAAACAGGCGAGAAGAACAUGAAAGCCCCUGCAAGGAGCGAGGUGAGCUGAGAGAACACUUUGCACAGUUUGGUCAUAUACGAAGGUGUAUUGUACCUUUCAACAAAGAGACUGGCUUUCACAGAGGUAUGGGUUGGAUUCACUUUUCUUCAGAAGAAGAACUUCAGAAUGUACUACAGCAGGAAAGUCAUAUUAUUGAUGGAGUAAAGGUAAAUGUGUUUCUGUAUAUCAAUUUGUGUAUCAAUUGAAAAGGCCACAAGUGUGGAAUGACAGGGACAGAGAUUUGUAGUUGAAGCUGCCUUAGUGCUUGUUAAAGAGUGGUGG